AUGUUUGGGGUCGAGCGCUUCCACCAGUACCUGUGGGGCCGGAGGUGCGAGGCGGUCACGGACCACAAGCCGCUGCUGGGACUGCUGGGGCCCGACAAGGCGGUUGCAGUGCAGGCGUCGCCUCAAGUGGUGCGCUGGGCUUUGAAGCUCGCGGCCUCCAGUUACCGGUUGGUCUACCACCCGGGAAAGGACCUGGCACCUGCUGGUGCUCUGAGCCGACUGGCCCUGCCGGAGGUGCCUGCUGCAGUUCCAGAACCUGCUGAAGUGUUCAUGCUGGAGCACACUUACCCGGAGGUGCUGUCCAGAUCGGCAGUGUCGCAGGCAACCAGCCGGGACCCAGUCCUGUCACAGGUGGUCAAGGCAGUGUCCAGGGGGGAUGAGUUGGCUGAGUGGACGGUGGUGAUUCCACAGAGCCUGCGGUCCAGGUUCCUGCAGUUGCUGCACGUGGGCCAUCUAGGCGUGGAGAAGACCAAGAUAGUGGCCCGGUCCCACGUUUGGUGGCCUGGCCUGAACCAAGACAAUGCUCGCAUGGUGAAGAGCUGCCAGGUCUGCCCGGAGAACCAGCGAGCCCCGCGCCAUGUGGAUAUCACCGCCUGGCCGUUCCCGGAGAAGCCGUGGUCCCGCCUGCACGUGGAUUUCGGGGGCCUCUUCAAGGGCCACUACUUCCUGGUGGUGGUGGACGCCUUCUCCAAGUGGGUGGAGGUACUGCCAGUCACCACUCCCUCGGCAGGGGCACCAUUGCGCGUUACGGCAAUCUUCGCAGCCCAGGGGUUGCCGGACGUCAUCGUGUCCGACAAUGAUCCUGCUUUCGCCAGCGAGGAGUAUCUGGCCUGGCUGACGAAGAACGGCAUCCGCCGGAUGAUGGUUCCGCCGUACCACCCCGCGUCGAAAGGUGCUGCCGAGCGGGUGGCACAAACAGUCAAAGACAAGCCCAAGAAGAGCAAGGGUGUGGAUUUCCGGACGCAGGUUGCCCGAUUCCUGUUUCAGUACCGGACCACACCCCACGACGUCACGGGCCGUGCCCCCUGCGAGCUCCUGCUGGGCCGGAUGGUGAAGACGCCGUUGGACAUCUUGCACCCCGACCUCCGGUCAACAGCGCUCCUGAAGCAGCUCAAGAAGAAGCUGGCGGCUGACAGAGCUUGCCGUCCUGGGCCGUUGCCGGUGUCCGGGGCUCCGUUCUUUGCCAGGAACCUCCGGCCUGGUCCACCCUGGUCUGCCGGGCACGUGGUCUCUCCAGCCAGUGCAUCGACACUUCUCGUUCGCAUGUCGGACGGGACCACGUGGCACCGGCAUGCUGACCAUGUGAGGCCUCGCCUGGCGACCUCAGCCGCCGCCCCUUCUGGAAGCCAGCAGGCAGGGGAGCCAAGUGCAGUGACCGAUGCCAGCACAGCACCUGGGGCUGGUGCUACUCGCACCACUGUGACGCCGCCUGCAAGUCCGGAGACACCAGCAAUGCGGGCAGACAGUGCGAUAGCGACGCAGUCAGCGCCUGAUGCAACCACACCUGCGACACCCGCGCUGAGGCGGAGCGGGAGGUACCGGAGACCGCCAGACCGCUACUCGCCGGAUUGA
Molecule: messenger RNA, 1572 nt
Organism: Rhipicephalus microplus (southern cattle tick)
Lineage: Eukaryota; Metazoa; Arthropoda; Arachnida; Ixodida; Ixodidae
Source: RefSeq, a predicted model, not a curated record